This is a messenger RNA of Trichophyton benhamiae CBS 112371, 1188 nucleotides long. RefSeq lists its product as uncharacterized. Gene Ontology annotation, biological process: regulation of DNA-templated transcription. Gene Ontology annotation, molecular function: DNA-binding transcription factor activity. The transcript has 2 exons. The record is from RefSeq and is a predicted model, not a curated record. The coding region runs from base 1 to 1188 and encodes 395 amino acids. NCBI's taxonomy places the organism in Eukaryota, Fungi, Ascomycota, Eurotiomycetes, Onygenales, Arthrodermataceae.
AUGACGGCAAUGAACAAGCAAAAGAGAAAAGCCGACAACAUAGUCGUCCCUGAUCUUGCUGAAGAUGCGGCCGAGAGAAAGAGAGUGCUUAACGUCCUUGCACAAAGGAGAUAUAGACAACGAAAGAGAGAACAAUUAGCUGAGCUUGAAGCAAAGGCUAGACAAACACAGCCAAGGACUCCCGAAUCAAGCGAGAAGGUUACACCUCCUGGCUCGGAGUCUUCGACCGGCCGGGCGUCGGUGAACCUGUCAGAGACAAUUGGAGAACAGGCACCUACGCCUCCCGAGUUGGACCUAGAGCUGGAUGGCAACGCUCCGCCAACUUUUGGCAAUGGGCCUCUAUCCUUCUCAUCAUCCUUGGAUGGCCAGACAAAAAUACUGGGAGAGUCCAUUCUAGACCUGACCAGUAUACCGGAAUUUACUUUCGACUCUUCCUCUCUAUCGGCUAUAGGCUCUUUAUCGGCUAUGGGAACAGAGACACCUCCACCCGACCUCCCUUCGCCCCCUGCGGAUCUCCAGCUCUCGCCCACAGCACGGACGUCGCCCAGUCUGUCUAUGCUUUCCCUGCAGUUCCUUGCAAACUAUCCCCAGGACGAUACCCAGCCGCUCUCCUCGGCGUUGCAAUCAUUCCAAACUUCCAACUUUACCUUUCCUGACGAUAAGAUUCUGGAGGUCCCGCCCCUGACCCUCUUGCGGGCUAUGCUCACUAUAGCGACCCGAUUGAAACUAACUGAAUAUAUCUGGAACCUUGCGGGUAUAAGCCCAUUUUACACCGGCCCAACGGCUCUCGGCGCUGAUGUAGCCCAACAUUUGGACCUGGCUGGUAUCCCAAGGAAUUUCCAUCCAACGCCUACCCAACGACUGGUACCGCACCAUGCGAUUCUGGACUUGCUGCCCUGGCCUAGCGCGAGAGAUAAGUUGAUCCAGGUCUUUAGCUUACCAGUGCAGUUUCGGCCUCCUGCAGCGGCAGAUCCGAUGGGCUUGAUGGGCUUGGUGUACGAUAUUGAAGAUGCUGGCGAAGGACUGAGAGUCAGUGGGCCAGACCCGUUCUCUCCUGAGAUGUGGGAGGUUGGUCAACUCGUCUUUCAGCGCUGGUGGUGGGCGUUUGAAGGAAGCAUAGUGGAGAGAAGUAACCGCCUGCGAAACGAAAGGGGAAAACAAGGGCUCAUCCUGGGAGCUGGACCGUGA